Messenger RNA from Blepharisma stoltei, 288 nucleotides. The record is from the annotation of a GenBank genome assembly. Lineage: Eukaryota; Ciliophora; Heterotrichea; Heterotrichida; Blepharismidae.
AUGGAUCAAUAUUUUAACCUGGAUCUAGCAAUUGAUUACUUUAUGACUUAUUAUAACAAGCAAAAAGUGCACAAAACAACUGGCUUUAGACCAGAAAUCUUGUUUUUUGAAACUAAUGAGCAGGUUUUUUUAAGUGUUGUAGAGAAUGUAAAAAAAAAAAAGCAUGAGAGAGAAAUUGAAAAGUUUAAUCAAAAGAUAGAAAACAAUGGAAUAUAUUUUAUGGAUUACUUAACAAAUCAAUCAGAGUUCAAGAUGGAGAAAUACUUUAUAGAAGAACUGCAGGCAUAG